AUGAGAAUACCGCUACACCCUCAUUCUUUCCUCUCGAACGAUCUAAACGCAGAUACGGAGAAAAAGUGUUUUGAGAGGCCCCCAAGGCCGGGAACAAGUAUUGGAGUUGUUGGUGACAAAGAUCUAGGAGGUACAUUGGGAGGCUAUGUGCGAGUGAAAGGACCCCCUAAAAUCGGCGAUGACGGCAAUUCGUUGUCUCAGAAUUUUACCUAUGGCAUUACAAAUGCACAUGUGGCUUUAGGGAACCAUCCUUCAAUAUUGCGAGGACUUCUUGAGUCGCAGGAGGAACUGCCUCGCGCAAUAGGUAGGCUUGAAAUUCCUAUUCAGUCUCCUUUCGAAGAAGACCGUGUCGAACUUAUCAUGGAGUUGGAAUAUCUUGUGGAUCAUGCCCUUCAAUCUGACAUUGAACUAAAAUCUCUUGGGAGUGAGACGACCUUUGAAGAGGAGGGUACUACAGACCCAGAGCUCAGAAAGAAACAAAUCGAGAAAAAGGCGAAGGUUCAACAGCUCGUGGAUCGGAUCAACACGGUUCGCAAUCAGAACUCACAAUUGGGCUAUUUAAAAGCCGCCCCUUUGGGGUAG
This is a messenger RNA of Talaromyces proteolyticus, 582 nucleotides long. RefSeq lists its product as uncharacterized. Bases 1 to 582 code for a protein of 193 amino acids. The transcript has a single exon. The record is from RefSeq and is a predicted model, not a curated record. Lineage: Eukaryota; Fungi; Ascomycota; Eurotiomycetes; Eurotiales; Trichocomaceae.